AUGGUUCAGAUUUUGAUUGCUAUCAACACCCCUUUUGAGAUUAACCCUGCUCAGCCUGCAACAAAGAAUAUUCAAUCCCUCCCAGAAACUUCAAAUGAGGCUGUGUUUGACACAUUCCCAAAUGUUGUUUCUGCUGAAGCAACUGGAAAUGGUGAACUGGAAGAUGCCAUUGACGAAGAAGACGUUUUGCAUUCCAAAGACAAUGAGGAUGCAGAACAAACUGCUAGUAUGGAAGAUGUCCCUGAGGUCAACACUAGUCAAUUCUGGUCUAUGGACACGACCUGUCUUCUCUUGAAAGUUAUUUUGCAAACAGACCAUUAUAACUUGGUUAAAGCUGCAGUGGAUAGCAACAAAUGCAACACGAAGUUCAAGUUGUUGAAAACUAGUUUCAAAGCGGAUUCGGACAGAGUAUAUACUCAAACAGGCCGUAAUGCAUACCUGUCUCAUAUGCACUGGUCCAAUGAAAUGUGUGAGAUUACAUUGAACGAUCCCACGUACAGCAUUCCAUGCUUGGUUUUGACUAGAACUAUGUCCCAAGGAGUAACAAUCACGUGUACAUUGACGACUGGAAGAAUAAUCAGAGAGCAUGUUGGAACUUCCCAGCCUUUGGAAAUUCUUGAGGAAGAACAAGCGGCAGCUGAGGAGCUGGCAGCAGAGAAGCCUGUAGCCGAGGAGCCAGUAACUGAGGAGCCUGCAGCUGAGGAUCCAGUAGCCAACAGCUAUAGUUCCAUCCCACCCAAUGUGCCCUUGCAUGUAGCACCUGCACAUGAUUGA
Phycomyces blakesleeanus NRRL 1555(-) is the source of this 774-nucleotide messenger RNA. RefSeq lists its product as hypothetical. The coding region runs from base 1 to 774 and encodes 257 amino acids. NCBI's taxonomy places the organism in Eukaryota, Fungi, Mucoromycota, Mucoromycetes, Mucorales, Phycomycetaceae. The transcript has 3 exons. The record is from RefSeq and is a predicted model, not a curated record.